AUGUCGGUGCAACAAGGAGAGAGACCCAGGAAGUGGGGAGCGGGCGCCGGGCUCCCGGACUCCAGCCUUCGGCGGGGCGGUCCCCGGAAAGAAGGGUCUCGAGGCUCCGAGUGGAGAGAAGGAAAAGGCGGCGAUCACCUAACUGCCCGUUCUUCUCUUGCCCCGGGGCAGGGGCCUCAGGAUGGAAAUCAUCAAUCUGCACUGCCGGAGAAGGUCGGCUGGGUCCGGAAAUUCUGCGGGAAAGGGAUUUUCAGGGAGAUUUGGAAAAACCGCUAUGUGGUGCUGAAAGGGGACCAGCUCUACAUCUCUGAGAAAGAGGUGAAAGAUGAGAAAAAUAUUCAGGAGGUGUUUGACCUGAGUGACUAUGAGAAGUGUGAAGAGCUCCGGAAAUCCAAGAGCAGGAGCAAGAAAAAUCAUAGCAAGUUUACUCUUGCUCACUCCAAACAGCCCGGUAACACGGCACCCAACCUGAUCUUCCUGGCAGUGAGUCCAGAAGAGAAGGAAUUAUGGAUCAAUGCCCUCAACUCUGCUAUCACCCGGGCCAAGAACCGCAUCUUGGAUGAGGUCACCGUUGAAGAGGACAGCUAUCUCGCCCACCCCACUCGAGACAGGGCAAAAAUCCAACACUCCCGCCGCCCGCCAACUCGAGGACACCUAAUGGCCGUGGCUUCAACCUCUACCUCAGAUGGGAUGCUGACCUUGGACCUGAUCCAGGAGGAAGACCCUUCCCCUGAGGAACCAACCUCUUGUGCUGAGAGUUUUCGGGUCGACCUGGACAAGUCAGUGGCCCAGCUCGCAGGCAGUCGGAGGAGAGCAGACUCAGACCGUAUCCAGCCCUCCUCAGACCGGGCAGGCGGCCUUCCUCGACCUUGGGAAAAGCCAAACAAGGGGGCCACCUACACCCCCCAGGCACCCAAGAAGUUGACCACCACAGAGAAAGGCCGCUGUGCCUCCUUGGAGGAGAUCCUAUCUCAGCGGGACUCUGCCUCAGCCUGCACCCUCCAACUGCGGGCCGAGGAGCCCCCAACCCUCAUCCCACCCCAUCCGGGGCAGCUGUCCCGGAUCCAGGACCUGGUAGCAAGGAAACUGGAGAAGACUCAGGAGCUGCUGGCAGAGGUUCAGGGACUAGGAGAUGGGAAGCGAAAGGCCAAGGACCCCCCUCGGUCUCCUCCUGCCUCUGAGUCAGAGCAGCUGCUGCUGGAGACAGAGCGGCUGCUGGGAGAGGCGUCCUCAAAUUGGAGCCAGGCAAAGAGGGUGCUGCAGGAGGUCAGGGAGCUGAGAGACCUAUACAGACAGAUGGACCUACAGACCCCGGACUCCCACCUCAGACAGACCACUCAGCACAGUCAGUACCGGAAGAGCCUCAUGUGAAGGAAGGGGACAGGGUCUGGACCUUGGGAUGGCGGGGGCACAGACUCUUAUCUCCAAAUGUUGCAGGAUAAAGCUUUUUUAUUUACCUCAGUCAAAAAAAGAAAACAAAAACACAAUCAAACUCAUUGCUCUUGCUGAUGCUCAACCCUCCUGCAACUCUCCUUUCCCAACCCCCUUUCCUUACUUACCUCCACUCAGGUUUGAGGAGGAGGUGACCCUAUAGCAGUAUUAAGAAGCUUUGCCCAGAUGAAGAGAGAGAAAGAGUAAUAAAGACACAGCCUAACCAUUUUACACAUGUCACCCCUCUGAGAUAUAGUGGGGAAUAUGCUCCCAAGGACAUGUAUAGGCUUUUAAGUUGGGGGGGUUCCAGGUUUUCCAUCUGAGGGUGAAAUUUUAGCCGCCCAGCUCUGGCUCUAGGAAUGUGGAAGCCAGUGCCACCUGUCCAUGCACACAGAAGUGAAGUUUAUCCCAGGCCUGAAAGGAUUGGGGGAAUUAAAACCCUCCGUGCCAGACACUGGCUUCUCCCAGCAAGUUCAGAUUGAGACUGAGCUGCCUGCCUUCAUCUUCCACAAUCCUUCCCUACACUGAUUCAGAGAUACAACGCUGGGUGUGGAUGGAAUUGGUUUGGUUAUUUGACUAGGGGGUUCUAGCAAAGAGGAACUAGGGAUAGCUGACCCCAAUCGGAGAACCAACUAAGAAUGAAACUGAUUUGUGAUGCAAGCUAGGCUGGAUGAAGGGGAAAACCGAACAUGUGCCCAGGUUCCUCUUUCAGCCAAGCUAAGUUUCCUGUAGCCUCCCCUCCUUCCGUAAACCUCUCCUCCAACACUAAUCAAGCCCCGACUUUAGAAAAACAUCUCAAUGCUCACACCUCCCAACUAGGCUCCCUUGAAUUCUUGUCUGUGGUAGGUCCUCCACAACUCAUUUUGUUUGCCUCUUUCCUCUGAAGUUUCUAAGAUUAAGUUUAGUAACAGAAGAGUUUAGGUCCAGAGAAGAGUUGUGAAGGCAAGAUAUGAAUGAUUUUCAGAAAGAAGGGGACAGCCUCAUGAACCAAGUAAAUGAGGGAUUGAAAGCCACUUUGAAGUAUGUCCCUUGCUAGCUUCUUGAUCUGCUUCCCCAGAUCUCACCUGCAAAGGCCAAAACCUAAACUAGAGCUUCACUAGGGAUGAGGGAAGAGAGAAAAUGCGGACAAUUGCUGGUAGAUCCUGGCUAUGAGGCUGCCCUAAUGUGACUGACGUUCAGGAAGAUACGGUAGGAGGGAAAGUAAAUCCUUUGGAUGAAACAGA
Messenger RNA from Miniopterus natalensis, 2654 nucleotides. The record is from RefSeq and is a predicted model, not a curated record. Lineage: Eukaryota; Metazoa; Chordata; Mammalia; Chiroptera; Miniopteridae.